Phacochoerus africanus (Common warthog) is the source of this 690-nucleotide messenger RNA. It is a transcript of the gene MYL2, whose product is annotated as myosin light chain 2. Lineage: Eukaryota; Metazoa; Chordata; Mammalia; Artiodactyla; Suidae. Gene Ontology annotation, biological process: muscle cell fate specification; cardiac muscle contraction; heart development. Gene Ontology annotation, molecular function: calcium ion binding. The transcript is spliced from 8 exons. Gene Ontology annotation, cellular component: myofibril; cytoplasm. The record is from RefSeq and is a predicted model, not a curated record. The coding region runs from base 81 to 581 and encodes 166 amino acids.
GUAUUUAUUGUUCCUGGGCUGAGGAGAGCCAGGCUGCCUGUGGGAUUCUUCUCGGGGAGUAGCGCUGUGUCCUUUCCACCAUGUCACCUAAGAAAGCCAAGAAGAGAGCAGAUGGAGCCAAUUCCAACGUGUUCUCCAUGUUUGAACAGACCCAGAUCCAGGAAUUUAAGGAGGCCUUCACCAUCAUGGACCAGAACAGGGAUGGCUUCAUAGACAAGAAUGAUCUGAGGGACACCUUUGCUGCUCUUGGGCGUGUGAACGUGAAAAAUGAGGAAAUUGAUGAAAUGCUCAAGGAAGCUCCAGGUCCAAUUAAUUUUACUGUGUUCCUAACGAUGUUUGGGGAGAAACUUAAGGGGGCAGACCCUGAGGAGACCAUCCUUAACGCGUUCAAAGUGUUUGACCCUGAAGGCAAAGGGGUGCUCAGGGCUGAUUAUGUAAAGGAGAUGCUGACCACGCAGGCGGAGAGGUUUUCCAAGGAGGAGAUUGACCAGAUGUUCGCUGCCUUCCCCCCCGACGUGACCGGCAACUUGGACUAUAAGAACCUGGUCCACAUCAUCACCCACGGAGAAGAGAAGGACUAAGGGAGGGGCUUGCCUUUGGCCUGGGUACCUUGUAGAUACCACAUGGCUACAUGGCCUGCAGAUGCAAGUCUGUCCAACGACCAUGUUCAAAUAAACAGGAGGUCAAGUA